CCGACCAUGUAAACGCUCUUGACUCGACAGAAUGGUUCAUCUCCAUCGUCCCCCUUCGUCCCCACAGCUCGAAGCUAGUCGAUUACACUCGUUAUUGACAACAUGGCAGAAAACCAGAACCAAAGUCCUAUCGCGUCCCUCGCGACGGAGACGCUCUGCUACAUAUUCGAGCUCGUGAACAGCGAGACUCGAUGGGAGAUCCCGCUCAAACCCGACAACCCGCGCCUCUUUCCCUUUGCGCAGGCUCGCGUCUGCCGUCACUGGCGGGACGUCCUCGUCACUCUCCCAUCCAUUUACUGGAGGAAGAUCAUUGUGCCACUCGAUGCGCCUGUCCUUCCGUCCUCAGUUGCUGCGUACGUCGAUGCUUCUGGCAACGAGGAGAGGAUGGAAGUUCAUCUGCUAUCUCACUCUGCUACCUCCGAAGCGGAGGAGGAGCAGCCGGUGCUGGCACCCCAGGCUGAAUGUCAAAGGGUCGACACGGCAAUGCAACACCUCGCACCUCAUCUCGCGCGCUUCAACACUCUGUCCAUCCACACCCAAUACCGCUCUGCCGCCCUCGUCGCGAUGAAACACAUCAGUGCUAUAGGCAACGCGCGGAUGCUCUGCACCCUCGACAUCGUCUCUCGCGUGGCGGACACAACCACUCCUGCCUCUUUCGCCCCGGGCCUCACUUUCCCAUGGCUUGAAAGCAUUGCGAUCGACACGAGGAGCUUCAUCGAUUGGGUGCACAGCAAACCCAAAGUAGGCGGGGGCGAGGAUGAAGAGGACGAAGACGAUGAGUUUCGAGACACCCCGUGGCUGGCCCUCAAGCUCACAUCCUACCGUCCGACAUCGGGUCUUUCCGGCUUCACGUCGACGGUGCUCAUCGACACGAUAGAUGCGUUUGCUCCGAAGGGCAAGUACAACCUCUACCUCGAGAUCAGCGAUGUUGCCUUCGAUGACGAAGAUGCAGCCCGGGCUGCUAGCGGGCUACGUCCGCGCCGCAGCACAACUCAGCCCAAACCCAAGAAACUAGACCAACUCGAUGCCGUCAAACUGACGUCCCUCGACUACCCGUUCCUCAAAGCGUUCUUUGACCGCUACGAACCCGAACAGGACUACCUAGGCGACGGCGGGCGCUACAGGGUCAUACUCUCCAAAUGCUCCAUUACCGGUCCGCUGAGCAUCCGUGUCACGCCUGGUCUCGUCCUCGACCGGAUCGAAACCCAGGAGGAAAUCCUCACCGCGCUCAAGGCGUGGUCCGGCGCCGAGCUCGAGAUCAUAGACUGCCCCGCCUUUGACGACGCCGUCAUCAACACGCUGCGCACAAGCAAGCCGGUGCUGGGGCUGUGCAAAGAGUUGCAGUACCUCUUCAUCGUACGGUGUCCUGACAUAUCGGCGGAGGCUCUGCUCAAGCUUUUUGACGAGCGCCAGAUGUGGCUUCGGAAGAUGCAUGUGUAUGCGGCUCCUCGAGUGCUCGAUGAAUGUGAGGAGGAAGGGUUCAGAGAGCUGGUUGAGGAUCUCAGUUGGACCAGAACGGAUUUUAUCACCUCUUAGGCUUGGCUCGAUGGGGUACGCCUUGACAUGCUUUGACUCGCGUAUGAUUCAGAUCGCAACACAUGUACGGCCCCAUCAUGGCGCUAUACGCACCAUAAAGACCUACUCAAUGUGCUCCUAGAUUACCUUUCUUACGACCCAAUGGACUUUCUUCCG
This is a messenger RNA of Coniophora puteana RWD-64-598 SS2, 1692 nucleotides long. RefSeq lists its product as uncharacterized. NCBI's taxonomy places the organism in Eukaryota, Fungi, Basidiomycota, Agaricomycetes, Boletales, Coniophoraceae. The transcript has 2 exons. The record is from RefSeq and is a predicted model, not a curated record. Bases 103 to 1536 code for a protein of 477 amino acids.